CAGUCUGAAGUCUGAAUGGAGAGUCUCAGCAGCAGCUCACGCAUUUGCAUUUGAUGCAGACUUCAGUCGAGCGACCGCAACACCGCGGAGGCUUCUGAACUUCACAAAACUUUGCCGUUAGCGGAGCUAAAUACCCAGAGAUAACAGAGAGCUAGUGUCACUGCUUUCAUUUCUUUGGUACUCGAGUUAUAGACAUAAUUUGGGUGCGUUUCAGUUCGUAUUUGCUUCAAAUGGACAGUGUUGAGCGAGUCCAAGACGGACUACUUUUUCUAGCGUAGUAGUAUUAAGUCCAAGGCGCAACAGACUACCGGUGCAUAGUCGGCUGUUUAGCUCGAUCCAGGGCGACGGAGUGCGCCGAAAGCGGGGAGUUUUAACCUAGAGAUGCUCUACAGCUCUACAGCUGAUUUUUUAGGCUAAAUAACUCUCUAACCUUCGCUGUUUGGACCCUUCUAGGGUCAGAUGUUUUUGGUGUUUAGGUCCACACCCGCGGACUUCUUGACACUGGACGGACUUGACUAAACUCUGAAAGAUGUCAAUUUUGCCUUUCACUCCCCCCAUCGUCAAAAGACUUCUGGGCUGGAAGAAAGGAGAGCAGAACGGCCAGGAGGAAAAGUGGUGUGAGAAGGCGGUUAAAAGUCUUGUGAAGAAGCUGAAGAAGACGGGGCAGCUGGAUGAACUGGAGAAAGCCAUCACCACGCAGAAUAUCAACACGAAAUGCAUCACAAUACCGAGGUCUCUGGAUGGCCGCCUGCAGGUGUCCCACAGAAAGGGUCUGCCUCACGUCAUCUACUGCCGGCUGUGGCGCUGGCCCGAUCUGCAGUCUCACCAUGAGCUGCGAGCGGUGGAGCUGUGCGAGUAUGCCUUCCACACAAAGAAGGACGAAGUGUGCGUCAACCCAUACCACUACCAGAGAGUAGAAACACCAGUCCUCCCACCGGUGCUGGUGCCCAGACACACAGAAAUCCCCAGCGAGUUCCCACCCCUGGACGACUACAGCCAUUCAAUCCCUGAAAACACCAAUUUCCCUGCUGGCAUAGAGCCCCAGAGCAACUACAUACCAGAAACGCCACCACCGGGCUACCUCAGUGAAGAUGGAGAGACCAGCGAUCACCAGAUGACCCACAGCAUGGACACAAGCUCCCCAAAUCUGUCACCUAACCCUGUUUCACCCACUCAUAGUAACUUAGACCUCCACCCUGUGACUUACUGUGAGCCAGCCUUCUGGUGCUCUAUUUCAUACUACGAGCUGAACCAGCGAGUAGGAGAGACCUUCCACGCCUCGCAGCCCUCGCUGACAGUGGAUGGAUUUACGGACCCCUCCAACUCAGAGCGUUUCUGCCUUGGCCUGUUAUCCAACGUCAACCGCAAUGCAGCAGUGGAGUUAACACGCAGACACAUAGGUCGAGGUGUGCGGCUGUACUACAUUGGAGGAGAGGUGUUUGCAGAGUGUCUUAGUGACAGCGCUAUCUUCGUCCAGAGCCCCAACUGUAAUCAGCGUUACGGUUGGCAUCCUGCCACAGUCUGCAAGAUCCCCCCAGGGUGUAACUUGAAGAUCUUCAACAACCAGGAGUUUGCUGCCCUGCUGGCACAGUCGGUCAACCAGGGGUUCGAGGCUGUCUACCAGCUCACCAGGAUGUGCACCAUCCGCAUGAGCUUCGUUAAGGGCUGGGGAGCUGAAUACAGGCGGCAGACAGUGACCAGCACCCCCUGCUGGAUCGAGCUGCACCUCAACGGCCCGCUGCAGUGGCUCGACAAGGUGCUCACACAGAUGGGCUCCCCAAGCAUUCGAUGCUCCAGCGUCUCUUAGGGUUGUCCUUUGUCCACUCAUUUCUCACCCCCCGCCCAUGCCCAAAGUUGCAUGGCAUUUAGUGCUGAAACCUGACGAGCCCUCCCUUCAUUCAGCCACUCCUCGUUCCUCCCCCACACCUGCUGUCAGAAGCACUUUUUUGGCAAAAAGGGCACAAAGUGCAUUAAACUCGUACCACGUUAAUAGGAUCUCAACAAAUUGUCUGGGUUAAUUUGACGGAAGUUUUUCCAUCUUCGGCAACCACAAGCCGGAAACUUUAAGUUUGUUUUUCUUUCUUGCCGAAUUGAAAUUUUCAGUUCCUAUUUUUGUACAGAUUUGGAAUUGAACAGUGGAUUUGAUAAAUGAGUUUUUAAUUAUCAUUAUUAUAAUGUCCCAAAUAGGAAGAAAAAAAAAAGUGUGACAUCAUGUUAAAUGCAUUUCACUCGACUUUCUUUUUGUUUCGGGGCAUUUCGUAGAUUAUGAAGCCUUCUAUAGUUGUAAAGCAAUGAGACAGACUGGAAGUGAUUUAUUUAAUACAUCUGCAAGCACUGUCUGUAGGAAUGUACUGCAUAGAGGCUAGGAAUAUUUGUUAUCGUUUUAUACUUUCAUUGUUCUGGUUAAACAAACAAAUAGCUCUAUGUGAGGCUGUGUAUUUGUGGUGUAAGCAGCAUCAAAUGUAAUAAAACGAGUCAGCUUUGUUCGCUGAAAACCAAACCGUUGGAAGAUUUACACCACACAUGAAAUGUCAGUCACGAUACCAACGAAUGAGUCUGAUUCUGAAGGAUUCACAACGAGAAAACAGGAAGUAAAGCUCUUCAAAGCAUGACAGGAGUACUGAGAGGCAGUGGAUCUCAUUAAGGGUCACCAGGAGGAAAAAUGCACUCUUGUUAAAAACUGAUAUUCCAGCAUCUAGAUAUAGAAGAAGUUAGCAGUUCUCAACUGGGACUGUUUUACUUUCAGGAAGCUUCUUUCUCCGCGUUGCAGAAUGUGUUCACAGCAUUUUAGAUUGUACAUAUUAUAUGUCCCCAAGACAGGACUUGAAAAACAUCUCACAUGCUUUAGUGUUCUUCACACUUUUCAAUGCCAAACUGCGCACUCAUAAGGGUGAUGCGAAUGCAGAAAGCUUUGAUGUGUUCAGAGAGCCGGAAGAGGACCCUGCUUUGUUAGCAGUUUAACUUUGGUCUUAUUUUUAGCCAUGCUGAUGUUUUGUACAUUUACGACUGGAGGCAAACAGAAACAUCUGAUUUACAAGCAACUGAAAGAAAAACUAAGCAACUCAUGAGACUUGCCAGUUUAUUUUGCAACAUGUUAUUUCUUGGAAGGUUAGCCCAAGUCCAAGUUGUGCAUCUGAGGACAGAAAACACUAUUUUUUUAACAUGCUAACAUAAGGCAGGUUUGUUUUCACCAGAGCAUUUUAUAAAGGGAAACCUGUAGUUCAGCAGCUGCAUGUAAAUAACAGUAGUGUCUUAAUUUUUUAUUAUUAUUUUCAGGUCUAUGUACAGAUACAACAUAAAUGAGUUAAAUUGUGACCAUUAACCUUUAUAAUGUUUAUUGGCUUUAGAAGCAGAGGAACAAAUAAUACAAAAUAAAGAAAAUCUGGUGAAAGCUGUUGCUAAAUUAGAAAAGCAGAGUCAUAGCUUUGAUCCCAUUUUCUUUUAACCACCCACUCGUGUGGAAGUGGAUCGAUUUCCUUCUGGUUCUAUAACACUAGACAAAGACUCAGUGGGCGUGCAUGAACAAUUUGUUUUCUUUCCGGUGUUUAUUUACGUGAACCUGGCUCUUGAUGUUAAUGCCAGCCCAUUGGUGCUUAUCUGCAACAUUUUCGUGACUCAAAAGAGUAUUGAACAAAAAGCAAUGAGAUAUUACUAUUACAUUUAUGCUUACAGAUCCUAAACUAUUAUUUUUAAAUGUGUAAACUUUAAAGUGUUGGGUUGUUUCAGAAACAGUAGCAUCUACCAGUCUGAGACAAGCCAUCUCUAUGUUGAGCUUCUAGUGUCCUUGAACGCAGCAAUCCUGAUUCUGUUGGGAUCUUAAAACCCUUGUGGUUGAUGUAAUUACCCUGAUGGGAAUCUUUUAAAAGCAAAUGUGUCCUUUUUUAUACACUCUGCAGGUUAUAGCUGUUGUGUUUGUUUUUUCCCGUUUAAAGUUUCUCCUGUAGACAUUAAUUGCGAUUUACGGUCCUCACCUCUGAAUUGGUCUUUUUAGAUCUCUUGUUUAAAAUUUUCCUUUUCAUUUCUUUACCUUGCUGAAAAAAGUAGUUGUGAUGCUUUGUACUUUUGUGUAUUUCUGUUGAUCUACAAAUAAAAUGUAAAACCUGAGUUGAAACUGAA
This is a messenger RNA of Girardinichthys multiradiatus, 4116 nucleotides long. It is a transcript of the gene smad3a, whose product is annotated as SMAD family member 3a. Lineage: Eukaryota; Metazoa; Chordata; Actinopteri; Cyprinodontiformes; Goodeidae. Bases 530 to 1807 code for a protein of 425 amino acids. Gene Ontology annotation, molecular function: I-SMAD binding; RNA polymerase II cis-regulatory region sequence-specific DNA binding; DNA-binding transcription factor activity, RNA polymerase II-specific. Gene Ontology annotation, biological process: anatomical structure morphogenesis; transforming growth factor beta receptor signaling pathway; cell differentiation. The transcript has 8 exons. Gene Ontology annotation, cellular component: heteromeric SMAD protein complex. The record is from RefSeq and is a predicted model, not a curated record.